AUGUCCGCAACAAACGUGGAUUUAAUCCCUUUCCUGGAGGCAGGCACCCAUUCAGAGGAUAAUUCCUUCGACCCAAGGCGUGUUUCGGAACAUGGGGAACCGUCAUGGCUUGCCUCGUACCGGUUUUUCCUUCUGGGUUCUUGGUUGAAUCUGCUACUUGUCUGUGUACCUUUGAGCGUCAUCUCACACUUGCUGGGCUGGAAUGCCGGACUCCGUUUCGUCUUUAGCUUCUUCUCACUCAUACCGCUUGCCGGGUUAUUGGGUACGGCGACUGACCAGAUGUCAGCAAAGCUCGGUCAGACGCUUGCCGGCUUGAUCAACGCGUCGUUUGGUAAUGCAGUGGAGGCAAUCAUCGGAAUCGCUGCUCUUUCACAAGGAAGGCUGCGUAUUGUGCAAACAUCCAUGCUGGGAUCUGUCCUAUCAAAUUUACUGCUCGUCUUCGGCAGCUCACUGAUCGCAGGUGGUUUGAAAUUCUCUGAGGUCAAAUUCGACCCCACUAUAGCACAGACUUCAGGUUCAUUGAUGACUCUGACAUGCAUUGCCCUCGUCCUUCCUGCAGCAUACCACUACAAGGCCAUUGGCGAGAUAGCAGAUUCAGAUCAGGUUGACACGGCCGCCUCCAAAUCAGUCAACGGGGUCUCUCAAUUGUCUCGUGGCACGGCCAUUCUACUUCUAGCAGUCUAUACGUGUUACCUGCUGUUCCAGCUCAAGACUCACGCGUUUCUGUACAAUGUGGAUACCUCGCAGGAGAAGAGACCUCACACAGAGGCCCUUCUUCCCAGUGAAGAAGACGAGAAGCCUGAAAUGAACGUUCCGGCUGCCGUCUCGGCGUUACUUUUGGUGACUGGUGUGACGUCAUUUUGUGCUAGCUAUCUCGUUGCAUCUAUUGAGGAAACCGCCGAGCGGUAUGGUAUACCGGAGCAAUUUAUCGGGACCAUCCUGCUACCCAUAGUCUCGAACGCCGCGGAUCAUGCCACCGCUGUCUGGAUGGCACGCAAGAACAAGAUGGAGAUAACCAUAGGCAUUUGCGUGGGCAGCUCAAUCCAAAUUCUGGCAUUCGUAGUCCCAUUCCUUGUUCUCGUUGGCUGGGCAACACGUCACGACCUAUCCCUGAAUUUCGGCGGGUUUGAAACCAUCACCCUAUUUGUCGCUGUUGCGUUUGUCCAGUAUCUCAUACAAGACGGGAAGUCGAAUUACAUGGAAGGCGUGAUGCUCAUAUCGCUGUAUUUCAUGAUCGCUCUCUCGUUCUGGGCGUCCUAA
Postia placenta MAD-698-R-SB12 is the source of this 1260-nucleotide messenger RNA. RefSeq lists its product as hypothetical. The transcript has 18 exons. Gene Ontology annotation, biological process: intracellular calcium ion homeostasis; calcium ion transmembrane transport. Lineage: Eukaryota; Fungi; Basidiomycota; Agaricomycetes; Polyporales; Adustoporiaceae. The coding region runs from base 1 to 1260 and encodes 419 amino acids. The record is from RefSeq and is a predicted model, not a curated record. Gene Ontology annotation, molecular function: calcium:proton antiporter activity. Gene Ontology annotation, cellular component: fungal-type vacuole membrane.